CUCAUGCUCAAUCCAGAAGCCAAUCCACUCUAUAGAUAAGUUCUAUAUGAUGGAUAGAAGAAAACCUACAUUAGAACUCUUUAGAGUAAUUAUAUUAUUAUUCAACAUAAUAGAUCAUAAGAAUCAAAUAACUCACACUGAACAAUAUCAAUGGUAUGACAAACAAGAUUGCGUCAAAAAUACCGAUAAGAUUACUACCAUCAACAAUCUAUCAACAAUUUCAAAUGUUUCAUAUCAAAGAUUUAAGAAACCAGAGGUAUAUCAUUUAUAACAUCAUUAAGGAUAGUAAAAUCUUCACACCACUAGAACUGAGCAAACAGACUUAGAUACCAAUGAAAUAUUAAUAGAGAUAUUAAAGUUAGCAAGCUUUAUUUCCCUUGACUUCGCCAAGAGUUACAGAAAGCUCAGCUAAACUAAUAGGCAAAUUCAUCUUAAAUGAAGGAAGUGGGCACUAUAAUUUACCUCCAUUAUAACCACCUUCUGAAACAUAUAGAAAUAGAUCAUAAGUUUUUUUUGGAUGA
This is a messenger RNA of Paramecium octaurelia, 521 nucleotides long. The record is from the annotation of a GenBank genome assembly. Lineage: Eukaryota; Ciliophora; Oligohymenophorea; Peniculida; Parameciidae.